AGUAAUAACAACAGCAAUAAAUCUGUACCACCGCCCAUGCCAUCACGGAUCGGCCGACUGCUGAGUGUGAAGUCGGAUGAAAAAGAAGGAAAACGAAGACCUGUAUCUUUUGCGGGUACAAGUGCACAACAACGGCCUGAUGGUGGUCUACAGAGAUCCGACGGUAGUCUUUUGGAGCCCAAUAGGAGGUACGGUCAUUUGAUUCAGCCAGUAGCAACUCGUACCACGCCACUGCCAAAACAGGAUGUCAGGGUGAGACGUCAAUCGGCUCCUUUGGUCGAUAGACCCGAGAAAUUGAGUGGCAGCAAUAUUGGAAGUGGUAUUGGUUUAGGUCAAAGAUCUGCACAAAAGAAGAACAAGACCCAAGAUGAAAGUAAGACACAAGGCCAAGGCCAAGGCCAAGGACAAGGACAGCGAAAUGGUGAUAGUAAACCACCACUGUCAAAGAAUUCGGCACUCAAGGGUGUCAAGACUGUCCGUGUUCACUGAAUUUUAUGUUUCUUGUUCUUCAUUACAAUCAUACCCUCGCCAUAACAAUUCCCUCCCUCUACCCUCCACUUACAUCUUCUCACUUGUUCUUUCCUCUCUUUUCUUUCUUUCUUAUCCUAUUGCUCUUUCC
Phycomyces blakesleeanus NRRL 1555(-) is the source of this 619-nucleotide messenger RNA. RefSeq lists its product as hypothetical. Bases 37 to 489 code for a protein of 150 amino acids. The record is from RefSeq and is a predicted model, not a curated record. The transcript has a single exon. NCBI's taxonomy places the organism in Eukaryota, Fungi, Mucoromycota, Mucoromycetes, Mucorales, Phycomycetaceae.